AUGUCUGAUCAAGGGAGCCCCGCGAAGGUCCCUGACGGACAACCAGACCCAGUCCUCGUUGGACCGGGCCUAACAGCUCUAAAGGAUGAAGCGUACAAAGAUGCGACUAAUGCUACGCCAAGCUUGGCCACCGAUAAGAAACACCAGACGGAUAGUGAUGCGCCUUCCUACUUUGCCAGCAUCCCGGGUGUGAAUACCGCGGGACUGGGCUCCUCGGAUGGGGAUGGGCCUCCGCCCCCAGGCAGAAGGAGGACGUCUUCGGGACAAGAUCUCCUGCGCCGGUUGAGUCUUACCGGGGACGCAUCGCCCAUGUCGCCCGAGGUCGACCCUCGCACACAGCAUCCGGGGCUGAAGUUGAGUGGUCGACUGAUAAGCGCGGCCUUUUGUAUCCCAUACAAGCUCCAACAUCAAGCUGGGUCAGACUGGGAACUCAAGCCACGAUCUGGAACUUCGGCCCUCUUCGAUUCAUUCGCUCAUCUAGCUUCGAACGAUACCCAAUGGUCCCAUACUCUUGUGGGAUGGACUGGAGAGGUCGAGCCUGCGUCCGAUACGAAGAUCCCUCUGCAGCAAAUUCCAGUCAAUGCGGCGACCAAGCUACCGACCAGUGCCAGUGCUGCUGGCGCACUCCCACUCAACAAGGCUACGGCGCCAGUCCCGGUAAAUGCGAGCCAAAAAGCGCCCCCGCAUCCUCUGAUUGAUGGAAUCAGUGUUGAGAAAGAGGACCGGGAAAGACUCGAUGAGCAGUUGUCCACAGGACGUUAUGGCCGGAUCUUGCCAGUCUGGCUAUCGGAUGAGUCAGAGGAGCCAGAAGAUACCAUCGUCCUCAAAGAUCAAGGAAGGUGGCGCCGAUAUGCAGAGAGAGAACUUUAUCCUCUCUUGCAUUACAAGCAGCAUGGUCCAACCGACGGUCGUUCUGAGCAGCGGUGGUGGGCUGAUUAUACCCGCCUGAAUCAACUCUUUGCCGAUCGCAUUGCGGCGGACUACCAGGACGGAGAUGUGGUAUGGAUUCAUGAUUAUCAUCUUUUCCUGCUGCCCAGCCUGCUACGACAGCGCAUCCCAAAUAUCUACAUCGGCUUCUUCCUUCAUUCGCCGUUCCCCAGUAGCGAGUUCGUCCGAUGCCUCGCCAAGCGCAAGGAAGUGUUGACUGGGGUACUCGGCGCCAACAUGAUUGGUUUCCAGACCUUUUCUUAUUCGCGCCACUUCUCUUCAUGCUGCACUCGUGUCCUGGGAUUUGAGUCCAAUUCGGCCGGCGUUGACGCAUAUGGUGCGCACGUCGCCGUGGAUGUCUUCCCGAUAGGAAUCGACGCUCGUGCGAUCCAGCAGGCGGCCUUUGGUUCGCCAGACCUUGAAAAGACCGUGCAAGGCAUUCGCAAAUUGUAUGCUGGAAAGAAGAUCAUCGUCGGUCGUGACCGUCUGGACAGCGUUCGAGGUGUGGCUCAGAAGUUGCAAGCUUUCGAGAUCUUUUUGGAGAGGUACCCUAAAUGGCGAGACAAGGUAGUCCUCAUUCAAGUGACGAGCCCGACCAGUGUGGAAGAAGAGAAAGAAGAUCCCGAGAACAAGAUUGCCGGUCAGAUUGCCAAUCUUGUUUCCACGAUCAAUGGUCGCUUUGGUUCGCUCAGCUUCUCCCCGGUUCAGUACUACCCACAGUAUCUGUCCCAGAGGGAAUACUUUGCUCUUCUUCGUGUCGCCGACGUGGGUCUGAUCACCACCGUGCGCGACGGCAUGAACACCACGAGUUUAGAAUACAUUAUCUGCCAACAGACAAACCACAGUCCCCUCAUCCUUUCGGAAUUCUCGGGCACUGCGGGCACACUGCCCAGUGCCAUUCAUAUCAACCCUUGGGAUUUGGUGGGUGUCGCCCGCGCUAUCGACAAAGCUCUCGACAUGCCCGCCGAUCAACGCAAGGAUCAGCAUCUCAAGCUGUACAAGCACGUUAUCACCAACACCGUCAGCACCUGGUCCCGGCUGUUCCUCCACCGUCUCCUCACCAACCUUUCCUCCUUUGACCAGUCCGUCGCCACGCCCGCCUUGGACCGUGGGAAAUUAUUGAAGCAGUACCGCAAAGCACGCAGACGACUGUUCAUGUUCGACUACGACGGUACUCUCACGCCCAUUGUCAAAGACCCGCAGGCAGCUAUCCCGUCUGAUCGUGUCCUGCGCACCUUGAAGAGCCUGUCUGCCGACCCACGCAAUGCCGUCUGGAUCAUCAGUGGACGAGACCAAGCCUUUUUGGAUGAGUGGAUGGGCCAUCUCCCCGAACUCGGUCUCAGUGCCGAGCAUGGAUGCUUCAUCCGCAAGCCCCGGUCGGAUGACUGGGAGAACCUGGCCGAGAGCACCAAUAUGGGCUGGCAGAAGGAAGUGAUUGAUGUGUUCCAGCAUUACACCGAACGCACGCAGGGGUCAUUCAUUGAGCGCAAACGAGUGGCACUAACCUGGCACUAUCGCCGGGCCGACCCGGAGUAUGGAGCCUUCCAAGCACGUGAAUGCCGCAAGGCCCUUGAGGAUACCGUUGCCAAGCGCUGGGAUGUGGAGGUUAUGGCUGGCAAAGCCAAUCUUGAAGUGCGACCGACAUUCGUCAACAAGGGAUUCAUUGCAACCCGGUUGGUCAACGAGUAUGGCACGGAGCCUGGCAAGGCGCCGGAGUUUAUCCUGUGUCUGGGUGAUGACUUUACCGACGAAGAUAUGUUCCGUGCUCUCAAGAAAUUCGACCUUCCACAGGACCAUGUGUACUCGGUCACCGUCGGUGCCAGCUCGAAGCAGACGGAUGCUAGCUGGCACUUGCUCGAGCCGGCAGACGUCAUCAGUGCCUUGCAAAUGCUCAACAGCAAUUCCCACCAGGAUCAUUGA
This is a messenger RNA of Penicillium cataractarum, 2847 nucleotides long. It is a transcript of the gene orlA, whose product is annotated as putative alpha,alpha-trehalose-phosphate synthase subunit Tps2. Gene Ontology annotation, molecular function: catalytic activity. Gene Ontology annotation, biological process: trehalose biosynthetic process; cellular response to heat; fungal-type cell wall organization. NCBI's taxonomy places the organism in Eukaryota, Fungi, Ascomycota, Eurotiomycetes, Eurotiales, Aspergillaceae. The record is from RefSeq and is a predicted model, not a curated record. Gene Ontology annotation, cellular component: alpha,alpha-trehalose-phosphate synthase complex (UDP-forming); cytosol. Bases 1 to 2847 code for a protein of 948 amino acids. The transcript is spliced from 3 exons.